AUGUUAUGGAUAGAACAACAACAUCAAGAUGAACCUACUGAAGCAUACUUAUCAUCUCAGAACUUGUGGAUGAUACGAACGCAUAUUAGAAGGAAACUUGACAACCAAACCUAUCUCAUUUUCAACCAAAGAACUGGUCAGCUAUUUUUAAAAAAUCAUUUACACAUCAGCCUGGGCUGGACGAAAAUGGUUGGGUCAAUUAGCGAAAUGAAAACUGCCGAAGAAGCGGCUGACUUAAUUCGUUUAUUACUGAUCGAAAAACAACCUAAACAGAUUGUUGUAACUAGAAAAGGAAUAUUGGAUCCUCUUGAAGAAAAAAAAAAUGAGAAGAACAAGAAAAAAGAGAGCACCGCUUCCAGAAAUAGCUUUGGGUCAGGAAAAAGAAGCUCAGAAGCAAGAAAAUCACGCAUAAUGAACUUAGAAAAAAAACAAGCCGUUAACCAGUGCUACACUGUCUUCCCUGAAUUUCCCACCUCAGAACAAAAGACGACUUCUCUAAGCUUCCUGAUGAUAGCCUUGAUCAAAAAGAAGAAAGGCACACUUGUGAGAACAUGCAUUCUGACUUCUUUGGAGCUUCUUGGUGCUCAUCGAAGAAAUGUCUGA
Molecule: messenger RNA, 603 nt
Organism: Dentiscutata erythropus
Lineage: Eukaryota; Fungi; Glomeromycota; Glomeromycetes; Diversisporales; Gigasporaceae
Source: the annotation of a GenBank genome assembly